AUGUCACUUCCUUACCUACGAGACUACACACACGUUGAUCAUAUCCCAUACUUGGACACACCGCCCACAUACGAAGAUUUUUUUAGAUUCUAUCUGUAUCCAAACAUACCAGUGCUCAUUGGACCUGCUCUAACAGAAAACUGGAGAGCACGGCAAGAAUGGACAGGUAUCAUUGAAAAUCGACAAGAGCGAUGCAAAGACAGAGACAAAAACAAGGACAAUAUUGACGAUAACAACCAUGACACGAAUCGUAACGAAAAUGUGCAUAGAAUUCGCCGAGAAUCCCAGAACGUAGUGCCAAAUUUUGCUUACCUUCGUCAACGGUUUGGCGACGCACAAGUAUCGGUAGCCAAUUGUUCGCAGCGGUAUUUCACAGACCAGCCAAGAGUCCACAUGAAAUUCUGUGAAUUCAUUGACAUAUGGAAAAAGACUUCACUUCAACGCCAAGGCAUUAGCCAGGAAACGAUCGCCAUAGUUAAUGCCGAUGGUGAUCGUGCGAAUGACGAUGAGUUGCUAUACUUGAAAGAUUGGCACUUUGUAAAAGCAUUUCCCGAGUACUCUGCGUACGACACGCCGGAGAUAUUCCAAGGUGUGUCGGAUUCCCCAAUUUAG
This is a messenger RNA of Paraglomus occultum, 612 nucleotides long. Lineage: Eukaryota; Fungi; Glomeromycota; Glomeromycetes; Paraglomerales; Paraglomeraceae. The record is from the annotation of a GenBank genome assembly.